AUGUCGGUGCUGCUGGUGCUGCUGUUGGCGCUGGCCGUCGCGGACGCGAGGGACGCCAUGGACUCCGUGCCCAAGGGUUCGUCGCCGUCCUCGCAGGGGCUGACGGGGCUGACGGGGCUGCCCGCCGGCCUGUCGACGCUCAUCAAGUUCCGCUCCAGCCUGUCUACCGCCCAGUCCACCUCCGGCAAGCUGGCGCCACCCCUGUCGCCGCCGGCCGGCUCCCCGCCAGGCCUGGGUUCGAGUCUCGGCGGAGGCCGCCUGGCCAGCCUGGACCCCAACCAGUUUAUCAAGCCGCCAGUCUUUCCAGAAGAGGAGUCCUUCCCGGGGUCCUGCCGGCUGCGCUCCAAGCGGUACGUCUCGGACGGGCUGUGCGUGUCGCCGCGGCCCGUCAACGAGGUGGUGUGCGCCGUCAGCUGCGUCAUGGACGCAUGGUCCAAGGAGGCCGGCACCCGGUCCAUCCCCUGGCGGUGCUCGGACAGCGGCUGGAAGCGACAGCGCGUCCGGCUGCUGUGCCGCGACGGCUCGUCGCGGUCGUACCGCAUCCGCACGGUGCAGACCUGCCGCUGCGUGCCCAGGGCAGCACCCAGGACGUCGUCGGCGCGCCACGGACCUCACGGACCCAGCCCGUCGAGCCGCGCCACGCCCCCGCCCGUCAGCAAGCUGGAGCUGCUCUAG
This is a messenger RNA of Thrips palmi, 675 nucleotides long. Its product is annotated as sclerostin domain-containing protein 1-like. The transcript is spliced from 3 exons. Gene Ontology annotation, biological process: negative regulation of Wnt signaling pathway; negative regulation of BMP signaling pathway. The coding region runs from base 1 to 675 and encodes 224 amino acids. Lineage: Eukaryota; Metazoa; Arthropoda; Insecta; Thysanoptera; Thripidae. The record is from RefSeq and is a predicted model, not a curated record. Gene Ontology annotation, molecular function: BMP binding.